AUGCUCUCGCAACUUCGACAAGAAAAAGUGGGACAGCAUGCCAAGCAUCCCGAUGCCGUCAACAAGCAAAGCGUUCUUGAAAAGUACCUUGUUCCCUUUGGUGGUUCGGCCAUCCCCCAGGAGAAGCCGGACCGUCAGAUUGUGGGAGGAAAAGGCCUUGGAUUGACCGAAAUGUCGCGCAUUGGCGUCGACGUGCCCCCGGGCUUCACCUUGACGACGCAAGUCUGUCAGCUCUUCCAGGCCACCGGCGAUUUGCCCGACGAAAUGUGGGUCCAGAUCAAGGAAGCCGUAGGACGCAUUGAGACGGACAUGAACAAAAAAUUUGGAUGCUAUGACUUUCCACUCCUCUUUUCUUGCCGUAGCGGAGCCGCCAUCAGCAUGCCAGGCAUGAUGGACACCGUCCUUGACAUCGGUUUGAACUCCAACACCGUCAAGGGAAUGGCCAAGGCCACCAACAACAAGCGAUUCGCCUACGAUGCUUUCCGCCGUCUAUUGGACAUGUUUGGUGAUGUAGUCCUUGGCAUCCCCCAUGAGGCCUUUGAACAACGUUUGGAGAAACUCAAGAACGAAACUGGUAAGAAGGACGAUACGGACUUCACCGCUGAAGACUUGGAAAGACUCUGCGACGAGUACAAGAAGGUGUUCGGAGAACACAACCAAGUCUUCCCAGAAGAUCCCUACGACCAGCUGAAAGCAUGCAUCAAGGCCGUCUUUGGAUCUUGGAACUCUGAAAGGGCAAUCAAGUACAGAGAGAUCAACCAAAUAACAGGCCUAUUUGGAACAGCUUGCAACAUCCAGUCCAUGGUGUACGGAAACCUUGGCCCAACCUCUGGAACUGGUGUUGCUUUCUCGAGAGAUCCAGGUACAGGCAAAGCUGAAUUGAAGGGUGAGUACCUCAUCAAUGCCCAAGGCGAAGAUGUUGUGGCUGGAAUUCGCACUCCUGAGCCUAUCUCUCGAAUGGAACAUGAUCUUCCUGAGGCCUACAAGCAGUUUGUUCAAAACAUUGAACGGCUGGAAAGGCACUUCAAGGACAUGCAAGAUGUGGAGUUCACAGUGGAAGACGGAAGGCUCUGGAUGCUCCAGUGCAGGUCCGGUAAACGCACUGGACAGGCAGCAUUCCACAUUGCUGUUGAUAUGGUCGAAGAGGGUAUCUGCACUCCACAGGAAGCCCUUCUUCGCAUUGAACCCGAUCACGUGAGGCAGAUCUUGCAUCCAACAUUUUCAAAGGAAGCGCUCAGCUCAGCCACGUACAAAGACAACGUUGUUGCUGUCGGCCUCUCCGGUGGUCCAGGAGCAGCGGUCGGCAAGAUUGUGUUCUCGCCUCAGACCGCAGAGGCACGCAAGGAUGAAGGCGUCCUUCUGGUUCGAAACAACACAUCGCCAGAGGAUGUUGGUGGAAUGUGGGCAGCCAACGGUAUCUUGACAUCUCGCGGAGGUGUAACAAGCCAUGCAGCCGUCGUCGCCAGAGGAUGGGGAAAGCCAUGUGUCUGUGGUUGUGAGGCUCUUGAAAUUGAUGAAGAGGCUUUGACCAUGACUGUCAAGAAGACUGGUGAGACCUUCAAGGAGGGAGACACAAUCUCGAUCAAUGGAAGCACUGGAGAGGUUAUUCGAAUUGCCAUUGAGACAAGUGAACCCUCUUUUGAGGGUGCCUUUUCUACUGUCUUGAAAUGGGCUGAUGAUGUUGCGGACAAGUGUAAGGUCAUGGCCAAUGCAGACUCAGGCCCUGAUGCUACCAAGGCUGCUGAGCUGGGUGCGAAGGGCAUUGGUCUUUGCCGUACUGAGCACAUGUUCUUUGCUCCUGAGCGUCUCCCUGUUGUACGCCGAUGGAUCUUGCGUGGCGAGGGUUUGGAUCAAGUGCAGGGAUUCCAACGACAGGACUUCAAUGAGAUCUUUACAGCCAUGAAUGACAAACCAGUCACCAUUCGUUUGUUGGAUCCUCCCCUCCAUGAAUUCCUCCCUCGUGUUCAACAGGUUGAUGCAACCAUGGCGACUGACCUAGGUUAUGGAGGCAAUGUAAAUGGCCUCAUCAAUGACAUUGAGUCCAUGCAUGAAGAAAACCCGAUGCUUGGUCUCCGUGGUUGCCGUCUUGCGAUUGUUCGUCCAGAAGUCACUACAAUGCAAGCUGAAGCAAUCAUCAAUGCUGCAGCUGAUGUAAUGGAGAAGGAUCCUGCAAAUGCCAAGCCAUUCCCCAGGAUCAUGGUUCCUCUUGUUGGUAGUGUGGCAGAGUUCAAUUGUCAAGCCCUUGCCAUCAAGAAAGCUGCCGAGAAGAUCAAGGCCACAAGGAAGAUAAAUGUAUCCUACGAGAUUGGCACCAUGAUUGAGGUUCCAAGAGCCGCCCUAAUCUCUGACCAGAUUGCUGCCGUGGUUGACCCAGACGAUGGCAAGCAGCUAUGUGACUUCUUCUCGUUUGGAACCAAUGAUCUAACCCAGAUGACCAUGGGUAUCUCCAGAGAUGAUGCUGGAGCCUUCCUUCACUCUUAUGAGGAAAAGGGCAUCCUAGAAGAUGACCCAUUUAAGUCCAUUGAUGAAGAGGGCGUAGGUUGGCUUGUCCGCCGCUCCAGUGUUGAAGGAAGAAAGACAAAUGAUCAUUUGUCCUUGUCAGUGUGUGGGGAGCAUGGUGGUGAUCCCAAGUCCAUUGCCUUCUUUGACAGGGUAGGAUUGGACUAUGUCUCCUGUUCUCCAUUCCGUGUUCCUGUUGCUAGGUUGGCCACUGGUCAAGCAGCCAUUAGGCGGGGUGGCUUGCAUUGUGAUGUGCACCGCCUCUACAGCGGUGAGAUUGUCUCUACACUGAGCCCUGAGCUCUUGUAG
Seminavis robusta is the source of this 2808-nucleotide messenger RNA. NCBI's taxonomy places the organism in Eukaryota, Bacillariophyta, Bacillariophyceae, Naviculales, Naviculaceae. The record is from the annotation of a GenBank genome assembly.